Messenger RNA from Bubalus bubalis (water buffalo), 1627 nucleotides. Its product is annotated as olfactory receptor 2A2-like. Gene Ontology annotation, molecular function: G protein-coupled receptor activity; olfactory receptor activity. The transcript has a single exon. Gene Ontology annotation, cellular component: membrane. The record is from RefSeq and is a predicted model, not a curated record. Bases 81 to 1013 code for a protein of 310 amino acids. Gene Ontology annotation, biological process: G protein-coupled receptor signaling pathway. NCBI's taxonomy places the organism in Eukaryota, Metazoa, Chordata, Mammalia, Artiodactyla, Bovidae.
CAUAAAUAACUCUGAUUUUCCUUGCUGUCCAGCUCUGACCUUCCCAUCACACUUCAGUCCCUUAGAGACUGCCUUUGGGAAUGAAGGGCAACCAAUCAUGGAUCGCAGAAUUCAUCCUGGUGGGAUUUCAGCUCAGUGAAGACAUGGAAUUGCUCCUCUUUGUUAUCUUCAUCCUGUUAUAUACCUUCAACCUGCUGGCAAAUGGCACGAUCUUGGGACUCAUCUCGCUUGACCCCAGACUGCACACCCCCAUGUACUACUUCCUGUCUCAUCUGGCCAUCACUGACGUAGCCUAUGCUUCCAGCAAUUUACCAAAUAUGCUGGAAAACCUAGUGAAACACAAGAAAACCAUCUCCUAUUUCUCAUGCACCAUGCAGAUGGUUUCCUAUUUGGCCUUUGCUUCUGUAGAGUGCCUGACUUUGGUGGUCAUGUCGUAUGACAGGUUUGUGGCGAUCUGCCUCCCACUGCAGUACACGGUCAUCAUGAACUGGAGGGUGUGCACGUUUCUGGCCAUCGCUUGCUGGGCAUGUGGAUUUUCCCUGGCCAUAGUCCAAGUAAGUCUGUUUCUACGGCUGCCCUUCUGUGGGCCCCAGAAGGUGAACCACUUUUUCUGCGAAAUUAGCUCUGUCCUCAAAGUGACCUGUGGUGACAUCUGGAUCAAUGAAAUGUUCCUCUUUGCUGAUGGUGUGUUUAUUUUAGUUGGGCCCCUUUCCCUGAUGCUGGUCUCCUACGUGCGCAUCCUCUGGGCAAUCCUGAAGAACCAGUCAAAGGAGGGCCGCAAGAAAGCCUUCUCCACCUGUUCCUCCCACCUCUGUGUGGUUGGGUUCUACUUUGGCAUAGCCAUGAUGGUGUACUUGGCCCCUGACAGUAGCCACCAAGAGGAACAGAAGAAAAUCCUUUUCCUGUUUUACACCUUCUUCAACCCAUUACUGAAUCCCCUUGUCUACAGUGUACGGAAUGCUCAAGUAAAGGCUGCCUUCCACAAAGUACUGCAGAAAAAUAGAUCAGUGUGACACAGGGCAGAAUUAUGGUGCAGUGAAUUUUUUUUCUAACAGUCAAGAAAGUUUCCCAUCAAAAUACAUGACUUAAGGAUGAAGCUUCUACAAAGUAACAUCAGCAAGAAGGCACAAAAGAAACCCCCAACUCCCUUCCUCCAUGGAGAUGACAUAAUAAAGAUCUAAUUGCCUUCAUUGAACACCAGACAUCACACAGGAGUUUGGAGCACCCCAAACUAUCCCAAAGUCAAGAAGAUACGCAGUGAAGCUUUUAGGCAAACUUACGCAUUUGACCUUCCAUAACUGCUUUUCUUCUCUGUCCCAGGGUAGCAGGAUCAGGAGAAAAUUCCCACUCCCAGCCCUUCCUCAAGAGGGAAAGAGAAGAAUGGACCAUGCAGACCACUUUAGCUUUUCAGGGAAUAGCGUGAGGGUUUGUUAGUUAUCUUGCCUCUGGCUCAGAGCACUGAUGUGAAUGGCAGUUUGGAUUCCUUGUUGGGACCACCGAGAAACAUAGCAAGCACCCAGCUUUUUAUGGAUAUACUGAGAUAUUUUGAAUUUUCACUGUUCUGACCUAUCUGCACUGGUAUUUUAUUCUUGUGUUAACAUGAAAUUUCCUGUUGACAUUUGAUGUU